Cokeromyces recurvatus is the source of this 463-nucleotide messenger RNA. RefSeq lists its product as uncharacterized. NCBI's taxonomy places the organism in Eukaryota, Fungi, Mucoromycota, Mucoromycetes, Mucorales, Mucoraceae. The transcript has a single exon. Bases 34 to 252 code for a protein of 72 amino acids. The record is from RefSeq and is a predicted model, not a curated record.
AUCGUCCAUAGUUUUCUCAAGAAAUACAAGAUAAUGGCCAGUAACAGUACCUUUAGGUACAGAUUCUUUUUUUUUUUUUUUUUUUUUUUUGUUACUAGAUGGUGCUUUUCUUUUGCGAGUGUAAAAAUCAAUCUUGGUGCAUUUAGAUCAUUCCUUUUGGUGGGGGAGGGAGGGAGAGUUUCGAAGCUCCAUGGAUAUAACAAACUUAGAAGAAAUGGCGCUCAAAAUCGUAUGAGAUACUACUUCUCCUAGAGGAAGUGGUUACAAUAGCUGAUUUUCCCUUUUUCAGUUUAACCACCUAAAGGUUGCAUGUUGAUAUUGAAAAACAGAUUCAUUUACAAAAACGUAUUUUUCAAGAUAAUUUAUAUCCGUUACAGUCUAUUGUUUGAACCAAACCAGUCGAUUACCGAUCAUCGUACUAUUGUUUCUAGCAACUGGUUGAAGUGUUACUUUCUAGAAAGAA